UCUGUUUACUGUCCUAUGCUGUGAGAUUGGGAUAACGGAGUUAGAUGAAUUCGCUCAAGCUGCUUUUUGUGGAUAUAAUUCUCUGAACUGUAUUCAGAGCCGCAUAUUUCAUACUAUUUAUAACACUAAAGAAAAUAUACUAGUUUGUGCUCCAACAGGAGCUUGCAAAACAAACAUAGCUAUGAUUUCUAUUCCACAUGAGAUUGCACAGCACUUCAAAGACGGUUACUUGCAUAAAGAUGAAUUUAAGAUAGUUUAUGUUGCACCAAUGAAGGCAUUAGCUGCAGAAGUUACAUCAACUUUUAGCCAUCGCUUAUCUCCAUUGAAUAUGACUCUGAGAGAACUUACUGAUGCAAGGUUCUAAGAAUGAACUUGAAGAAACUCAGAUGAUAGUUGCCACACCUAAGAAAUGGGAUGUCAUUACUCACAAGAGCAGUGACAUGUCACUUUCAAUGUUGGUGAAGAUCCUAAUUAUUGAUUAAGUGCAUCUAUUAAAUGAUGAUGGAGGCCCUUGUAAUUGAGGCACUAGUUGCUUGAUCUUUGCACCAGGUGGAGUCUACACUGACAAUGAUAUGCAUUGUAGGCCUUUCAGCCAAUCCACGGAACUAUUUAGAGGAUGCUACAGUUUCUGAGAGUGAAUCCAGCUUUAAUUCUAGUUAUCGCCCUGUGCGCCUCGCACAGCAAUAUAUUGGUAUUAGUGAGCAGAAUUUUACAGCCCAUAUUGAAUUGCAGAAUGAGAUAUGCUACAAGAGGGUUUCUUUUUCCUUGGGCUCUCCUUUGUGUAACUUUGUUGAAUCACUCAGGAAAGAGGUGGCACUUGGUACUGUCACCAAUGUCAAGGAAGCUUGUGAAUGGCUUGGAUAUACGUACCUUUUCAUAAGAAUGAGGCUGAAUCCUUUGGUGUAUGGUAUUGGGUGGGAUGAGGUUGUUGGUGAUCCUUCCUUGAGUUUAAAGCAAAGAGCUCUCAUAGCAGAUGCUGCACGUGCCAUGGACAAAGCAAAAAUGAUGCGCUUUGAUGAGAAAAGUGGCAACUUUUUGUACAGAGCUUGGUCGAAUUGCAAGCUCUUUUAUAUUCAAUACUCAAGUGUUGAAACAUAGAAUGAAAUGUUGAGACGCCACAUGAAUGAGACUGAGGUAAUAGACAUGGUAGCCCACUCUUCAGAAAUUGAAAAUAUUGUUGUUUGAGAUGAGGAACAGAAUGAGCUAGAGACGUUGGUGCGAUCAUCGUGCCCAUUAGAAGUUAAGGUUCUAAAAAACAUGGAAAGAUAUCCAUUCUCAUUCAGGUUGAUUUAUGCUGAACUGGUACGAAAUGCUAGUGAAGAAGUUAGAAAA
Molecule: messenger RNA, 1332 nt
Organism: Prunus mume (Japanese apricot)
Lineage: Eukaryota; Viridiplantae; Streptophyta; Magnoliopsida; Rosales; Rosaceae
Source: RefSeq, a predicted model, not a curated record